Messenger RNA from Bicyclus anynana (squinting bush brown), 1314 nucleotides. RefSeq names its product IQ motif and SEC7 domain-containing protein 2-like (gene FaMeT7). Bases 369 to 1073 code for a protein of 234 amino acids. The transcript has 5 exons. NCBI's taxonomy places the organism in Eukaryota, Metazoa, Arthropoda, Insecta, Lepidoptera, Nymphalidae. The record is from RefSeq and is a predicted model, not a curated record.
GAUAACUGUGGAAACCUAAAAAUUAGAACUACGAGAAUAUAUCACUAUCUAGUAUGUACUAUCAAACGUUGCAUCAAGAUUCAUUGUAUUUAGGAUACCUGAAAUGUAUAUCUUAUUUUCAAAUAAUCAUUAAAAUGAUGUCAUAGUUUGGUGAAAUUGUAUUAAUCGUAUUCCACCUUACUGUGGAUAUAUUACUUAUCUAAUCAAUACUUUGAAAAUUACAGAGAUAUGAGACUUGAUUAGGACUGUACGGACGAAUCGAUAAACAUUUUUCAGUGACUGCUAAAGUCGUAAUAAAGUCCUUUUGAGAAACAAAAGUGCAUAUAUUAUUUUAGUCUCAGUGUCUUCUUCAAAGGGAUUUUCCAAAAAUGGCUUACAAUCCCCCACCAAGUGGACCACCCCCAUAUUUCGGCUACCCUCCACCACCCAGUCAAGCACCGGGUUCCUACGCAUACGUCCCAGCGCCGGUAAUGAUGCCGGUGUUCCCGCCACCACCAGAAGGUCCACCAUCGCAACCAACCUACGUGACCAAUUAUAUUUACCCACCGCAACCUAUACCAGAACCAGUCCACGUUGUAGACCAUCCUGUCCCCGAUUUUUCUCCCGAGCUCAUUGACUGGGUACCCACCACACCUGCGGAGGCUCACACGUUGUACGGCCGAGCGUACCCGGCGGGUCGGGAGGGCUGGGACGGAAGCCCCCUGUGGUCUAUACGAGCUCACCACAACGGAGGCCUGGUGCCCGGCAAGCUGGCUAUCAAGCAUCGUGCGGCGUACAUACCGUUCGCUGGCAGAGAAAUACCUGUUCAUAACUUUGAGGUUCUGUGUGCCCCUGCCCACGCCGUCCAAUGGGUGGCCGCUAGUCACGGACAAGUGCCCCCGGGGGCCAUCAUAGCUGGCAACACCAAUACUGCCGAACCACUCUACGUGGGACGAGCCCGACACAGGGGGUCUUUAUCUCCUGGCAAGGUUCACCCUAGCCACGAAGUUUGCUACAUUUCUUUCGGCGGAUCCGAGGUGGCCAACAGGCAGUACGAGGUAUUGUGCCGAACUGCAGAAUUUACGCCAUAUUAAUUGAAAAUUACGAUGCUAAGCAGCACUUACUAAUAAUGAAAAAAUCUAGUUAAUGGUUAAUAAAUCUAGUCACGGUCACCGCCAAGUUUCUCAUGUUUUUAAAUAGUGUAGAAACCCCUAAUUAGUCUAAAGAAGAGCAGAGAGAUCCCAAUUUCGACCCCUUGAUUUCCAAAUUUCCAAAAUGAUUUCUAUAACGACUUUCUAUGUUACAAAAUUAUUUCCAUUAUGAAGUAGAUCGUGA